Kluyveromyces marxianus DMKU3-1042 is the source of this 1287-nucleotide messenger RNA. It is a transcript of the gene RPT3, whose product is annotated as proteasome regulatory particle base subunit RPT3. Gene Ontology annotation, cellular component: proteasome regulatory particle, base subcomplex. Gene Ontology annotation, molecular function: ATP binding; ATP hydrolysis activity; proteasome-activating activity. The record is from RefSeq and is a predicted model, not a curated record. The coding region runs from base 1 to 1287 and encodes 428 amino acids. Gene Ontology annotation, biological process: proteasome-mediated ubiquitin-dependent protein catabolic process. NCBI's taxonomy places the organism in Eukaryota, Fungi, Ascomycota, Saccharomycetes, Saccharomycetales, Saccharomycetaceae. The transcript has a single exon.
AUGGAGGAACUUGGUAUCCUAACGCCUCAAUCGGCUGGCACGGAUGAUUCUAAUGUGAAGAAUAAUGUGUUCACAUAUGGGUCAUUGCUUUCUCAAUUGAAUAAAGAUUCAUUCUCUGUGGCGAAUGAUAGUUCGGAUGUAUAUUUGAAGUUAAAGAAGCUGGAAAAGGAGUAUGAAUUGUUGAAAUUGCAGGAGGAAUAUAUCAAGGAUGAGCAGCGUCAUCUCAAGAGGGAAUUGUUGAGGGCACAAGAAGAAGUCAAGAGAAUUCAAUCUGUUCCUCUUGUCAUUGGUCAAUUCUUGGAACCGAUCGAUCAAAACACAGGUAUCGUUUCUUCAACAACAGGUAUGAGUUAUGUUGUAAGGAUUCUAUCAACAUUGGAUAGAGAGCUUUUAAAGCCGUCGACUUCUGUUGCCUUACAUCGUCACUCCAAUGCAUUAGUAGAUAUUUUACCUCCAGAUUCAGAUUCAAGCAUAUCCAUUAUGGGCUCCAAUGAAAAACCAGAUGUUACCUACGCCGAUGUGGGUGGUUUAGAUAUGCAAAAGCAAGAGAUCAGAGAAGCCGUUGAAUUACCUUUGGUGCAAGCGGAUUUGUACCAACAAAUUGGUAUUGAUCCACCUAGAGGUGUUCUAUUAUAUGGUCCUCCAGGUACUGGUAAGACCAUGUUGGUGAAAGCUGUCGCUAAUGCUACUGAGGCAUCGUUUAUUAGAGUAAAUGGUUCAGAGUUUGUGCAUAAAUACUUAGGUGAAGGUCCAAGAAUGGUGAGAGAUGUCUUCCGCUUGGCCAGGGAAAAUGCACCAUCCAUUAUUUUCAUCGAUGAAGUUGACUCCAUAGCAACAAAACGUUUUGACGCUCAGACAGGGUCUGACCGUGAAGUUCAACGUAUUUUGAUUGAAUUGUUGACACAGAUGGAUGGUUUCGACCAAUCUACAAACGUGAAAGUUAUAAUGGCAACUAAUCGUGCUGAUACUCUAGAUCCUGCCUUGUUGAGACCAGGUAGAUUGGACAGAAAAAUCGAAUUCCCAUCCUUACGUGACAGACGUGAACGUCGUUUAAUCUUUGGUACUAUUGCCGCGAAAAUGUCCUUGGCCCCAGAGGCUGAUUUGGACUCCCUAAUUAUUAGAAAUGAUCCAUUGUCUGGUGCAUUAAUUGCAGCAAUCAUGCAAGAAGCUGGUUUAAGGGCGGUUAGAAAAAAUAGAUACGUUAUCUUACAGAGUGAUUUGGAAGAAGCUUAUGCAUCUCAAGUCAAGUCUGGUAGCGACGUCGACAAAUUUGACUUCUAUAAAUAA